Branchiostoma floridae (Florida lancelet) is the source of this 6152-nucleotide messenger RNA. Its product is annotated as mediator of DNA damage checkpoint protein 1-like. The record is from RefSeq and is a predicted model, not a curated record. Gene Ontology annotation, molecular function: protein binding. The transcript is spliced from 27 exons. NCBI's taxonomy places the organism in Eukaryota, Metazoa, Chordata, Leptocardii, Amphioxiformes, Branchiostomatidae. The coding region runs from base 188 to 5188 and encodes 1666 amino acids.
GUACAAUAUCUGGAUAUUGAUAUUAUAUUUUGUCUACCCUAUUGUGGAAUGGUAACUCCCGAAAGAGCCUUUUCAAAACAUGGCCGAAAAGAAGUGAGAAGCGGCGUUGGUUCUGUUCAUUUCAAGUUUAUCGCUUUCACCUUGCUUCUAACCUAGGAUUAUACUGGACAGGUAAAUUUUGAGAAAGAUGGACCUUGACCAGACCCAGGCCAUUAACUGGGACCAGUACGAGGACUCUACUGAUGAUGAACUGGACACUGAUCCUAAACCUGUGGCCCACCUGAAGGUGAUGUGUCAGAGAGGGUUUCCUGAAACUCUCUUUCCAAUCCACCAAGGAGACAACCUGAUUGGCCGUAGUGACACAUGUAAUGUUCAUGUUCCUCUAACGUCACUAUCAAAGAAGCAUGCCUGUAUCGAGGUUCGAGGAGACACCCACUUCAUCUACGACUGUGGGAGUAGAAACAGAACCAGGCGCGGAGAAAAGCUGUUCCUGGUGCCGAACCAGCGAUACGAGCUGCAGCACGGUGUGAAGCUGUACUUUGCCGAUGUCAGCUGUGAGUACGUCAGGGAAGAACAGCCUGCUGUCCAGGAGUCUGCUGACGACUCAGGUUCAGAGACAGGCUCCGAGUCUUUGUUCACCGGACUGUCAGAAGAGCAGCAGCCAGACAACGACAAGCCUAAUCAGAUUCCCAAGACCCCGGCCGGGCCCACCUUAGAACAGACUCGCCUGUAUGUGGAGGAGUCUGACAGUGAUGGGGAGGGGGGCGGCAGGAAGAGCAUCAACACGAGCGACUUCAUCGUACAAGACUCACAACCUACUCCACAACCUGGCAAACUGGCUAUUCCCUUAGUAUUUGGCACUCCUGAAAAGGAAGAGAACCCCGUUCAGAAGUCAUUUGCCAUCCUUGAGAGCAGCGAAGAAGAUGAUGAUGACAGGCCCCUCCUGGAUGACACAGACAUUGCUGGUGCACCCACUCAGGCGUACGCACUCAACAGCUCGGUAGACACGGGAGACGAUGAGGAUUCUCUCCCCGACAUCGCCAUGGAGCCUACCCAAGCCUACGUCUUAAACAGCUCACACGAAGAGGACAACUUUGCUGACUGUCCUACCCAAGCUUAUGGCCUGGACAGUGACACAGAUAUAGAAGAAGCUGAUGAUGGAACUUCUGCCCCCACCCAGCCAGUUGAAGGACAUACAUCUGAAAGGAUCACUAAUGGAGACAGGGCAGCUACACAGGAGUGCAGUGAGGAGGAUAUACAUGUACCUACAGACGAGGUCACACAGCCAUUGCAAGACUCCAUUGACAGGAAUGAACCAACUCAAACUGUGGGGGACACCUUACCAUUCACCUCUGCAGACCAGGAGGAACCUCCUCCCACCUUACCUGUCCACCCCCACGAUGAAAUGGAAGGUACCCUGCCUGUUGCAGCCCUAGGGGAUACUGGGAAGGCAGACGAACAGGCAACCCUGAUGAUUCGCAGCGAGGAAGCGACCCUAAGGUCCGAGGGAAGUAACGGAACAAACAAACCACAGCUGAACAAGAACAGAGCAGACAGUUCUCAAGGAUUUGUAACGUCAGAAAACGGCAGUAAACCAAAGGCGUACCCAUACGAUACAGAUUCAGAAACUGAAAAGAACAGGAAUGCUUUUGAGGAAGCUACCCAAGCAUAUGCUCUGGAUGAAGAAGGUAUAGAGGAAGAGAUGACACAAACCAGAGGACAAGAAGAAAGGAAAGAACACCAGAUUGACAAUGCAGAGGAAUCAACUCAAGCAUACAAAAGUGAAGAAGAAACCUUAGAACCAGAGACACAGUCUUUUGAGGAAGGAGAAGAAAAAGGAAAUGAGGAGUCAACCCAAGCUUACAACAGUAAUGAGGAAGACACAGUUGAAGAGACGCAAGCAUCCGGUGAUUCAGACGUUGAACAAGGAAAAGACUCAAACAUCGCAGAAGCAGAGACUCAAGCCUAUGGUGAUGAUGAAGACACUGAUAAAGGAAGAAAAGCCGUCAGCAGUACUGAUGUUGAUGAUGACGACUUUGCCAACAUGGAGACACAGGCCUAUGGAGGGGAGGAUGAGGAGAUGGAUGACUUGGCCAAUGCUGCAACUCAGGCCUAUGGCUUGUUCCAGCAAGAAGAUGAAACACCGGAGACAGAUGAGAUAGCCACUGCUGAGACCUUGGCUUACGGUGAGGAGGACCUGAUGGCGACACAGGCAUGUGGUGUGGACACUGACGAAGAACCAACACAGGCAGAGACAGAAGAGUCCCGAGACAUUGCUGAUUCACCUACCAUAGCUUAUGACGAUCAGCUUGGUGAGACAAACAUUGCUGAAUCACCGACCAUGGCUUACGAGGACCAGCUUGGUGAGACCCAGGCUUAUGGAAUUGAAGAGGAGAAGGAGGAAGUUCAUGAAGAAGAAGAGGUUGUUCCUGAAACACAAGAGGAUGAUGGAGACGCAGCCACACCCAUCCCCCUCCCCCCGCUGAAGUCAGCCCUACACAGUCCUGACCACCCCAGGAGGCAGGUCAACAGGGUCGGCUUUACCGACCGCGUACGGGACGUCGAGCCAGCUGUGGCUCCCGAUGACCAACUUGUGGAGACUCAGGCUUACGGAGUAGCAGAGGAUGAACAGACUGAUGCAGUUGUCAAGGCCACCACUGGUACAACAGAAGUACAGGGUUCAGGACAGGAUGUAGAACCAGCUGCUGCUUCUGAAUCUGACGAUCAGCUUAUGGAAACUCAAGCUUAUGGACUCGAGGAAGGAGAAGAGAAAAGUGCAGUCAACCUGGACACUGAGGAAGAAGAAACAAAGGAGGAGGGUCCAACUGCAGGAGCUAAAGCUCUGAAAGUAGACAAAAGCCAAGAAAUGGAAGAAGAUGUACAAGCAGGAAGCAAAAAAGGAAGGCAGAAACGUGGAGGUAAAAUUCCAUCCGAGGAAAAAACUUCUCCAGAGUUGGAAGACACACUCACAAGGAGGCGUACCAGAGGUCACAAACAAGACGAUUCAGAAGACAAGGAUGGUCCAGCUGUUAGUCUGCCAGCUGAAUCAGCUGCAGAAAAACCAGUAAGGUUGGGACGUGGGAGAAGGUCCGCGCCUCCAAAAGCACCUGUAGAAGGAAAAGGAGCAGAAGAUAAACCUCAGUCUUCCAGGAGAGCUGGCAGGUCCCAGCAAGAAGAAAAUGAGAAGAACGUCCAGGCAGGCAGCAGCAAUAACACCAAGAAACCAAAGACAAAGGGGAGGAAAUCUGAGCCAGCUCCAAGCACAAGCAAAUCUGAUCACAAGGAAGAAUCUACUAAGACUGUUGAUGCAACAGAUGACAACCAAGAGGAGGUACCAGACAGAGUACAAGACAUUGCAGAGGGAGCGACAAUUGGGAGGACAACAAAGAAAGCGCGCGGAAGAAAAUCUGAACCAGCUCCAAGCACAAGCAAAUCCGAUGACAUGGAAGAAACUACUAAUACUGUUGAUGAAACAGAUGACAACCAAGAUACAAACAGUGUACCAGAUAUUGCACAGGGAGCGACAACCGGAAGAACAACAAGGAAAGCGCGUGGAAAGAAAUCUGAGCCAGCGCCUGUAAGCAGUGUUGUAGAAUCAACCACUGCUACAGGUACUAGGGGCAAAGGCAGAAGAAGAAAAGACAAUGACACAGAAAGUGUUGCGUCGGACGUUACAGACGACCUAGAAGAGGCCAGGCCUUCAAGACGAUCAGUAAGAGGCAAGCAGAAAGAAGACUCCAAAGCUAAACAGGGAGGAAAACAGGAAGGUAGAAGGAGAACGAGAGGAAGAGCAGCUAAGGAUGAUGAUGAUGAAGAGACAGGUGAUGGAGAUGAGCAAACUGAUGUGAAUGGUGCUGAAAAUAUUAGCAGUGAUGCUGCAAAGGGUCAGGUUGUAGAGGAAGAUGCAGCUCCAGAACAUUUACCAGCAACCAGACGAGGUAGAGGUAGGAAGAGUGUUGCAGCAUCUACGAGAAGAGGUAAAGCAAGUGCUGUGGAGAAAAGUGCAGAGGACUCCGUGGAAAGUGCAAAGAGUGUUGAAAAUGAAGUGCCAAAGAUAGUUGUAAGUGAAGAAGCCCCUGGACCAAGCGGCAGACAGACAAGAAAAAGGAAAGGAGCAGCUGUCGAAGAAAAUGAGACACACACUGAUGAAGAUAGCAAAGCUCAAGAAGCUGAGGGAAGCCAGAAGACCAAAGGAAAGAGAGGACGACAAGCAUCCAAGGAAGAAACCAAGGAAACAGCAGAAGAGAACAGUCAGCCAAGGGGAAGAGGAAGGAAAAAGACUACAAGUGGACAGAAGAAUGAAGGGGGAGAGGAAAAUACAUUGAGCACUGCAUCACAGUCUACACAGUCCAGCAGUGCCACAGAGAACGCUGAUCUACAGGAAACCACCACAAGCCGCAAACGUGGCAGGAGUGGCCAAAAAUCAGCCGAGAGCGCAGCACCACAAGUCUCAGCUAAACUGACUCCACCUGAAACACCUGCAGUUUUAAGCAGUCCCAGCCAAAGGACCAGGAGGGCUGUCUCAGGGGACAGUAAACCCAGGAUAAUGUUCACUGGUGUGGUGGACAGGCAAGGAGAGAAGAUAGUGAAAGACCUGGGAGGUGAUCUGGUGGACUCUGUCAUUAACUGCACACAUCUGGUGACAGACAAGGUGAGGAGGACAGUGAAGUUCCUGUGUCUGCUGGCACGAGGUCAGCUCAUCGUCAGCACAGACUGGCUGGACAGGUGUAAGGACUGUAGGACCUUCCUAGAUGCUGCUCCCUUCAUGAUAAAGGACCCAGCCACAGAAAAGCAGUACAACUUCAGUCUGGCCACGUCACAUGAGAAGGCACGUGAUGCUCCCAUGUUGGAGGGGUACAGACUACACGUCACUGCUGGGGUGAGACCUGACCCUACACAGAUGAAAGAUAUUAUCAACUGUGCGGGAGGAGAGUUUCUAAAGACGAUGCCGAAAACGCACACAGACGGGACAGUAGUGGUGUCGUGCGAGGCAGACAGGAAACAGUGUGACCCGGCUCUGAAGGCCGGUAUCCCUGUCGUCACUGCAGAGUUCCUCCUCACGGGAAUACUGCGCCAGGAAGUGGAUGUCGAGGCUCACAGACUGUUUGCAGACUUUGACAGAGGUUCCAACAAGAGGAAGAGUACUGCACCGGCUGCUGACACUGGCAAGAGGUCCAGGCGCCGAUAGGUCAUGGUAGUCGUGGCCAGUCCCAGUAUUUAACUCUAUGUGAUACAUGUGCAACAUUUUACUUAGCCAUAUGGUAGUUGAAAACUUCUGUGUCUUUCUCGACUACCUCCAGGGUUCUCACCAGCACAGUUGGACGUAGGGGUCCCUAACCUGUGAUUUGUAUCCCCUAUGCUGUGAUUUGGGCCAUUACACUGUUUCAAUUAAGGGGGUUUUGUUGUUUGGAAACAAAGGUAACAAAUGCUGGCUUUAUUUUAUUAAAUUUGGCUGUCAAAAUGCAUGAAAAGAUGUUUCUGAGUCAUAAAUUAAAAAACAUUUUCAGGGGGAGGAUGCCCCCAGACCCCCCUACAAUGUUCUUACAAAUGUACGUCUUCUACUUUCCAUGUGGCUUCUUUAAGCACUAAGGUGUCCCCUAUGCUGUGAAAAAUCCUGGUGAGAACCAGUGUGACUUUCUUGGUUUUGUAGAUACUGGAAAAUGAAGUAAGGAAAAAAAGACAUCUUCAUGUCAUUGAGAAAUCUGUAGUCAAGUUGAAAGAUAAGAAAAAAGUGUAGUUGUUAAGGUAUUGGUUAAGGUAAACCUUAGGUUUGUAUUGUUUUAAAGUAAUCUGUGGAUAUGCCUGCAUAUUUUAAUAGUAAAGGAAGCAUUCCAAAAGGUCAGAUGUUCCAAAUAUACAUGUUUCCACAUUCCGAGCCACAUUCCACUUGCUCAGUCUACAGCUUUUUACAAUGUUUUGUUUGGAGUUAUGACACUGACAUAAGUUUUUAAGAAUCGUACCUUACUUGGAAGAUACUCACAUAGUACUAUCCACUCUGUAUAUACCUGCUCAACUAAAGCAAGCAGUCAUAGAAGUUACAAGGCAUAUGCAUGUAUUUUUUAAUCACUUGGGUUUCAUAACAAACAUCACUGUGACAACAUACAGUGUAUUUGAUACAUAUAGUCUCAGUAAAAUAACUCUUUAGAAUAGCA